AUGAAGGGAUUCAGGCAGAGAGUGCAUGAGCAGUUGUCGCGGGCAAAGGACAACAAGUCCUCGAAGAAGAAGGAUUCCACCACCUCCACACCCCAACAACAGUCUCUCGGUAUCCACCCUACACAACAGUCGGCCUCACCGAACCAAGGUACCCCGACAUCAUCAACCACCUCCCUGAAUGAUACACGGAACAAGUCGCCCGAUGAUGCAUCUCCAGCUGUAACCCCAUCGGGAGGCGCCCCUGGCGCAGCAGCUCAGCAUUAUAUACCCCAAGGGGCGGCUGGUCAGCCGGCCAAUAAUGGUCCCGGUACCCCAACAAGACAGGGCCAGCCAGUAGCUCCGAGCGUGAUUAUCAGUCCAAGUGCUCCGCAUGCUCCUCCCCCAGGUGCCGCCGAGACCAUGCCCGGAGAUCUCGCUCCCCCACGGAAGUCUCACGUUUUCGACCGCCUCCAAACUACUCCCAAGGACAUGUCGGAAGGAAUCCGGACCCCGAAGCGCCAGCAUUCAUCGCGAUUUGACAUUUCCGAUCAACGUCAGAGAGAGCUAGAGAAAUUGCCCGGCUUCCAUGAAGUCGCCCCCAACCGCCGCCAGGACCUCUUCAUGCAAAAGAUCGACCAGUGCAAUAUUAUCUUCGAUUUCAAUGACCCCACCGCAGACAUGAAGUCCAAAGAGAUCAAGAGACUGGCGCUUCACGAGCUCUUAGAUUACGUCGCUAAUAACCGAUCGGUGAUCACGGAGCCCAUGUAUCCUCGUGUUGUUGAGAUGUUCGCAAAGAACCUGUUUCGCCCAAUUCCUCCCCCUAUGACACCCCAGGGAGAGGCAUUUGACCCCGAGGAGGAUGAUCCCGUCUUGGAAGUUGCAUGGCCUCAUAUCCAGGUUGUUUAUGAGUUCUUCUUGCGGUUUAUCGAGAGCCAGGACUUCAACACCAACAUUGCAAAGGCGUACAUCGACCAUCAAUUCGUGUUACAGCUACUGGAUCUGUUCGACUCAGAAGACCCACGUGAGCGUGAUUUCCUGAAGACAACUUUGCAUCGCAUCUACGGCAAAUUCUUGAAUCUGCGUUCAUAUAUUCGUCGAUCUAUCAACAACGUUUUCUUCCAGUUUAUGUAUGAAACAGAGAGACAUAACGGAAUUGCUGAGUUGCUGGAGAUUCUGGGCUCCAUUAUCAAUGGCUUUGCGCUGCCCCUGAAGGAGGAACACAAGCUCUUUUUGACUCGGGUUCUUCUCCCUAUGCACAAGGUUAAGAGCCUGAGCAUGUACCAUCCUCAACUGGCCUACUGUAUAGUUCAGUUUUUGGAGAAGGAUUCUACACUUACAGAAGAUGUUGUCCUUGGACUAUUGCGAUAUUGGCCGAAGACAAACAGCACCAAGGAAGUCAUGUAUCUCAACGAAGUGGAGGACAUUUUUGAAGUCAUGGACCCAGCUGAGUUUGCCAAGGUGCAAGAACCUCUGUUCCACCAGCUUGCCAAGUCGGUCGCCAGCCCACAUUUCCAGGUUGCUGAGCGCGCACUUUAUUUCUGGAACAAUGAGUACUUCUGCAACCUUGUCAGUGAUAAUGUGGAAACCAUUCUUCCAAUUAUGUUUGCUCCACUCUAUGAGAACUCCAAGGGUCACUGGAACAGAACCAUCCAUAGCAUGGUAUACAAUGCCAUGAAGAUGUUCAUGGAGAUUAAUCCCCAGCUCUUCGACGAAUGCUCUCAUGACUAUACUGAGCACCAAAACACUGCCGACGAGCGCGAGAAGACUCGACAGGACCGAUGGGACUUGGUUGAGCAGCAAGCGAAGCGACAAAACGGCGCUCCAGCAUUGCCGCCCGCUCCCAACCUGAACGUGCCCGAGCCAAUUGAUGAGGUGGAGGCCAUGACCAACGAGAGUCAAAAGCGAUUGAACACUCUGAAGCUGGAUGAAUCUGAUACCUCCAAGGAGCGACCUGCUCGGGAAGGCACCCCUAAUUCGCCAGCGUGA
Molecule: messenger RNA, 1965 nt
Organism: Penicillium angulare
Lineage: Eukaryota; Fungi; Ascomycota; Eurotiomycetes; Eurotiales; Aspergillaceae
Product: protein phosphatase 2A regulatory subunit RTS1
Exons: 7
Coding region: 1-1965 (654 amino acids)
Biological process (GO): signal transduction
Cellular component (GO): protein phosphatase type 2A complex
Molecular function (GO): protein phosphatase regulator activity
Source: RefSeq, a predicted model, not a curated record